Molecule: messenger RNA, 3296 nt
Organism: Macrosteles quadrilineatus (aster leafhopper)
Lineage: Eukaryota; Metazoa; Arthropoda; Insecta; Hemiptera; Cicadellidae
Product: hornerin-like
Exons: 3
Coding region: 63-3296 (1077 amino acids)
Source: RefSeq, a predicted model, not a curated record
CCGUGAUCGUCAGCCAAACAUUUCCUCAGUUUGCUGCCGAAUAUCGGAGCAACUGCCCGGAUAUGGAGCCGAUAUGGAUAUUUUUACUCAUUUUCAACGGAUGCCUUGCGGCCGUCAUCAGGCCAGAUCACCCCAAGGAGGAGGCUCGCCAGUGUGUGGUGUUCAACGUGCCUCACAUCUUAUGUGCUCCUGACGUCACCAAAGUCUCAGUGACGCCAUACUACGAGUACCUUACACGUCCACACUUCACCAACCUACUGGGUCAAGAACGCUCUUUUCCUCUUCAUGAAAUAUAUGGCGCAGGAGUACCAUGCAGAGUAGAAUGUUGCCGUCCCUCUUCCGAAAGUCACCAUCACUCAGAGCAUUCGAAACAUAUCUCGAAAGAGAAUUCGAAAGAAGGAAUAACACAUGUUCAACAUGACAAGACGAAAGAGAUUUCUCGGAGUGAGAAGCAAAUUGGAGAGAAAACGAAACUAAAUCAAAAUGUCGUUUCGGGAAACGAUCAGGUAAAGAAAACCCAUGAACAUUCUCGGAGUGGUCAUGAUUCGUACCGAAUUCCUCAUAAAGAAGAAGGCUACUGUUGUGAUCAUGGCGACUACUUUUACUCUACUCAUGGGAAUUGUUCCAAUUGGUGUUAUGAUUAUAAUUCAGGAUAUCCCUAUGAUUCUGGGAUAGACCACCGCCAUCGUCAAUACGACCACGACAACAUGCAGCAUGGACAGCACGACCAUCAGCAUAGACACCACGAUCAUUGGCAAAGACAAAAAGGACAUCAACAUGGACACCAUGGUCAAAAUGAAAAUUACAGUCAUGAGCAUGAACACAACGUCCAUGAGUAUAAACAUCACGGUCCACAUGGACACCACGGCCAUGAGCAUAAACACCACGGUCCAAAUAGACACCACGGUCCAAAUAGACACCACGGCCCAAAUAGACACCACGGUCCAAAUAGACACCACGGUCAACAGGGAAAUCACAGUCAUGACUAUGAACACAACGACCAUGAGUAUAAACACCACAGUCAACAUGGACACCACGGUCACCAUGGACAUUAUGGUCAGCAUGGACACCACGGCCAUGAGCAUAAACACCACGGUCAAAAGCCUGGCCACCACGAACAACAUGGACACCACGGUCAACAUGGAAAUCACAGUCAUGAGCAUGAAGACAACAACCAUGAGUAUAAACACCACGGUCAACAUGGACACCACGGCCAUGAGCAUAAGCACCACGGUCCAAAAAGGCACCACGGUCAACAUGAUCACCACGGUCCAAAUAGACACCACGGUCAACAUGGUCACCACGGCCACGAACAUAAACACCCCGGACAACAAGGACACCAUGGUCAUGAGCAUAAACACCACGGUCAACAUGGAUACCAUGGUCAACAUGGAUACCAUGGUCAACAUGGACGUCACGGUCAAAAUGGACACCACGGUCAACCUGGACACCAAGUUCAACAUGGACACCACGGUCAACAUGGACACUACGGUCAACAUGGAAAUCACGGUCAAAAUGGAAAUCACGGACAACAUGAACACCACGGCCAUGAGUAUGGACAACAUGGUCAACAUGGACACCACGGUCAACAUGGACACCACGGUCAACAUAGACACCACGGUCAACAUGGACACGACAGUCAACAUGGACACCACGGUCAACAUGGACACUACGGUCAACAUGAAAAUCACGGUCAACAUGGAAAUCACGGUCAACAUGAACACCACGGCCAUGAGCAUGAACACCACAGUCAUGCGCAUGGACAACAUGGUCAACAUGGACACCACAGUCAACAUGGACACCACGGUCAACAUGGACACCUCGGUCAACACAGACACCACGGUCAACAAGGACACCAUGGUCAUGAGCAUAAACACCACGAUCAACAAGGAACUCACGGCCAAGAUGAACACUACGAUCAACAUAGACACCACAGUCAACAUGGACACUAUGGUCAACAUGAACGCCACGGCCAUGAGCAUGAACACCACAGUCAAGCGCAUGGACAACAAGGACACCACGAUCACGAAUAUAGCUGUGAACACAACGAUGAGUCCUGUCAACCUACUUCUAUUGAUACCGAUUAUGAAUAUGGCCAUCACCAGUUGAAAAAGUCUAAUCACAGAUCAAAUUAUCCGAGGUAUGUAAAUUUGGAUUGUGACGACACAUCAGAUGUGUCAGAUUCUAUACAUCCGACCAAAGAAUUUGACAUUGAUUUUACGGACAAGUACUACAGAAAACAACUGCAUCGUUGCAAUAAACACCAAUCUAAAUCACGAGGUUACGGAGAGCACCACAACGGACACCAUGGCAAGCCUAGACACAACAACGAACCCCAUGACAAGCCUGGACACCACAAAAAACAUAAUGGCAAGCCUGGACACAACGACGACGAGCACCAUGGCAAGCCUGGACACCACUACGGACACCAUGGCAAGCCUAGACACCACUACGGACACUAUGGCAAGCCUAGACACCACAAAGAACAUAAUGGCAAGCCUGGACACCAUGGCAAGACUGAACACCAUGACAAGCCUGAACACCAUGGCAAGCCUGAACACCAUGGCAAGCCUGAACACCAUGGCAAGCCUGAACACCAUGGCAAGCCUGAACACCAUGGCAAGCCUGAACACCAUGGCAAGCCUGAACACCACGGUGGACACGGAAACCAUGGCAAGCCUGAACACCAUGGCGGAUACGGACACCAUGGCAAUUCUGGACACCAUGACGGCCACCAGCCUGGACACCCCGACGGACACAAGCCUGAACACCAUGGCAAGCCUGAACACCAUGGUGGACACGGACACCAUGGCAAGCCUGGACACCCCGAUGGACACAAGCCUGAACACCAUGGCGGACACGGACACCAAGGCAAGCCUGAACACCAUGGCAAGCCUGAACACCAUGGCAAGCCUGGACACCACGGCGGACACCAGCCAGAACACCAUGACGGCCACCAGCCUGGACACCCCGACGGACAUAAGCCUGGACACCACGACAAUCAUCAUGUCAAGCCUGGACACCACGACAAUCAUCAUGUCAAGCCUGGACACCACGACAAUCACCAUGUCAAGCCUGGACACCACGACAAUCAUCAUGUCAAGCCUGGACACCACGACAAUCAUCAUGUCAAGCCUGGACACCACGACAAUCACCAUGUCAAGCCUGGACACCACGACGAACCCCAUGUGGACACUGUUCACAAUACUGAUAGUCAUAGCCAUGACCAUGUUAAAGCUACAGAUGAAGUCGUCCAUCAUGUAAACUCAAAAGAGAACGAUAAAAAAAUUGUUUGA